Brassica napus (rape) is the source of this 3042-nucleotide messenger RNA. RefSeq names its product pentatricopeptide repeat-containing protein At2g30780. The record is from RefSeq and is a predicted model, not a curated record. The coding region runs from base 962 to 2377 and encodes 471 amino acids. Gene Ontology annotation, molecular function: protein binding; mRNA binding. NCBI's taxonomy places the organism in Eukaryota, Viridiplantae, Streptophyta, Magnoliopsida, Brassicales, Brassicaceae. The transcript is spliced from 3 exons.
UACCUUCAACGACUUUUUUCCAUAUAUGUAGCUCUUAUUGCAAUCAAUUAUCUUGGCAUUCAUGUCAUAUUUUUUUGUCCAUUGUUCCAUCUCGUCAUACAUUGAUUUACAUCGUUUUUCUCAUAUAUAUAGCUGAUGCAGCCAGUUAUUUGUGUAUGAUAGUGAUGUUUUCUUUUUAAAAAUGUUUUGCAUGAGGAGUUGAUUGUAAGGAAGUGAACUGGAGAAGGAGUUAGAUGUGAUAUGAUUGAUUUUAUAUGCUUCCAAGCUGAUUUAUAGUAUACAAUACUGGUGAAUUUGAUUUGUGAGAACAGUAUGAACUAGAGAAGUGUCCGGCUAACAUAUUUCAAAAAUUCUGAGGGCUUUCAAAGGUGUUUGUGUUGUUGGCUGUUUUUCGUUUAGAACCAAUAAUUAGUAAAGUUUUUAGUGGUUGGUCCACUCUUUGCAUGGGAUUUAUUUAGGUUAUAAAUUUUUUGUAAGCUCUUAUUUGUUGUGUAUUAAAUUUGCAUUUGGAAGUGAUAUGUAUGAUAAUGGUUGAAAAAAUAUUUUAAACUGGGAGUUGAUUGCAAGGAAGAAUUACUAGGCCUAGACGUUUUUACCCUAAAUCGAACUCUUUAUAAUGUGAACCGAAAAACUGAAAUCUGAUCCCAACCGUUAUACAAAAUAUACGAAUGUGAUUAAAAGUUUGGUAACCGAACCAGAAUUCGAAAUAAGUUAAGUAUGUUCGCCCAGGCCUAAGAAUUACCAUUUGCAAGUCAUUGUCUAAAGUCAACGGCCUAAGGCCCAAAUACAAGGCCCAAACACAAUAUAUCCUUUUAGUUCCCACGUGCGAGAAUCCAUCGUCUUCCUCGCCUACCCUAAACCCUAAUUUUUGGGGGUUUCUACCCAUUUUGCAGAUCCUCAGAUCCGAUCUUUCCUAUCAAUCCAACCGGAGCUUCCGCUCCAAAGGCGAAGUCUUUUACCCAUGACAUCGAAGUUUACGAAACUCAGCGGCCAAUUCAUCGGCAAAUUCACCCGUGUCACCGCCUUGCCUGCCCAUCACACUGAUAUGGUCCAAAGGGUUUCGAUCUUAAAAAACGAGCUUUUAGCGACGGGUAACAGUAAGGAGAGGUUCGAGAGCGUUUUGGAUCAGAAAGGGCAGUGGCUGUUUCGAAGUUAUCGCGAUGGAGCUGGGAUCGUCGAGCUUAUGGACCAACUCUUUACGCUUCCUUACUUAGCUCUUCAGGUUUUGGAGUGGAGAAGGAGACAGUUUGAUUGUUGUAUCCCUCUGACAACUGAGGAGUAUGCGAAAGGAAUCAAGAUCGCAGGUCGAGCUAGGGACAUAAGCUUUGCGGUGUUUCUAUUCAACGAGGCUGCUAAGAAACGAAGUCAGACGACUUCAGUGUACAAUGCUCUGAUGAGUGCUUACAUGUACAACGGACUCGCCGAGGAGUGCCAGUCGGUUUUCAGAGACUUCAGGAGGCAAACACAUUGUGCGCCGACCGUUGUGACGUAUAAUAUUCUUAUAUCUGUGUACGGUCGGCUUCUGAUGGUGAAGAAUAUGGAAGCAGCUUUUGAAGAGAUGCAGAAACUGAAGCUUUCUCCAAAUGCCAGUACUUAUAACUGUCUGAUUGCUGGUUAUGUGACUGCCUGGAACUGGGAUAAGUUGGAAGCAACUUUUCGAGAGAUGAAGACAGGUCUAGUUCAGCCUGAUACGGAGACGUGUCUUCUAAUGCUUCGUGGGUAUGCAAACUCAGGGGAUUUGAAUAAAAUGGAAGAGAUGUAUGAAUCUGUUAAAGAUCAGGUUGGUGUAAACAGGGGUGCUUUGGUCAGAGCCAUGAUCUGUGCGUAUUGUAAGAAAGCUGUUGAGGGUAGAGUCGAAAAGAUUGAGAAUCUAUUGAGUCUUCUCUCUGGGGAGGAAUAUUACCCUUGGUUGAAUGUGCUUUUGAUUCGUCUGUAUGCUCAAGAAGACAUUCUUGAAUCAAUGGAGAGGAGGAUCGACGAGGCGUUUAAGCACAACACAUGUGUUAAUAAAUCGAGUAUUAUGAGGGCGAUCACUGCAGCUUACUUCAGAAGUAAUGAAGUAGACAGUCUUGUUAGUUUCGUCAAGCGCGCAGAGUCUGCUGGAUGGAAGCUAUGCAGGUCUCUCUACCACUGUAAGAUACUGAUGUAUGGCUCACAAAGACGCUUUGAAGAGAUGGAAGGGGUUGUAAAUGAGAUGGGUGAGACUAAUUAUGGGCUGGUUACUAAGACGUUUGCGAUUAUGGUUAAGGCUUAUAAAAGUCACGGAAUGGAGUUGAGUGCUGAGAGAGUUAUAGGAAAGAUGCUGAAACAUGGGUGUCUACAUAUUCCAAGAACGCAUCUAACUCAAUCGGCUUCAGAUGCAACUCAAGUUGCGUAAAGAGUCCUGUUGUUUUGAGUUGUUCAGUGUUUUUAUCAAGUGUGGGCAUUGGCCAUACAGAAGAUCAAAAGGAUGUAGAGCUGUGCCCCAUGAGCCUUGAUAAAAAGAUGCUGGCUAGGCUUCCAUAAUCCGUAACCGGAGUUUUGUUUGAGAUGAGGUAGAGCACCCUUUGUCUCCCGUCAUGAGUGAACUCAGUCAUCAUUAUGUAGCCACAGUUGUACAUGUUAACGGCAAGAGUUUGAAGCUUCCAUGGCAGAUUUUUGAAUAUAUUGGUGGAUGAGAGAACCUUAGUAAAACAAAAUCUCUGUGAGUCAUGAGGACAGGGUCUGCAUUUUUUUACUUGUGUAACAGCUGACAGAUUCUUCUCUCGUAAGAAAAUGAGAACAGGCUCUGCCAAGUGAAUUUAUUAGUUAUCUUGAGAGACCUGACCGUUUGCAGUGUGUUUCUCGUCCUACCAGCUCUCUGUGGGUCCAGUUACCGAUAUCCCCAAGUCAAACUUUUUGUUGUUAGGUUAUUAGCACUCUUACAUCAUCCACAUCUGCUCUGUUGUUUUGCGUUGAGCUCUGUUUGUAAUUUUGAGGAAGAGAUAGCUCAGUUACAUCAAUGUCGGUAUAGUGGGAACCUUAUUCAGAAAUUCUAAUAAGCCAUGGAGCCUUUUGUCGUUA